AGUUGCCGGUCUGUUCUUAAGUCUUCUGUCGGGCGAUAUGAGCAUGUUGCAUCCAUGUCGUCCCACUUAAAGCCUUCUCCCUCAGUGUGGGGGCCGUGUGUGGACGCGGGCUGAAAAGCCUCCAGCCGCUUCCUCAUGACAUCACAUGGUUGCAGAAUGACUUCUCUAACAUUCAUCUGUGAGGCAAGACUUCCUAAACACAGAGCGCGGCGCGCGCUCACUGCUCUGUUGAUGCGAAGCAACAAAAGGCUUCCGUUUCUUGUGCUGAUCAUUUGUAAAAGGGGCCUGCAUCCAUUUUUUAGGUAUAUUCAUAAGCCACAAAGUUAUCGGUGAUCUUGUCACCUGAUGCGACUUCCUGUCUUUGUCGCCAUGGCGACUGCAAGAGCCCCAGAGCACUGGAUACAGGGCCAAUGAGGAGGCCUCAUGUCUGAUUCCACUGAAAUUCACACCACUUGCACACCGUGCUGCCCCUGAAAAAAGAGUCCCCGACAUGGAGGAGGAAGACGGGGUGAACGGUCUCGGACUGACCCCAGGGAGGAGGCCCUCGCACUGGGGGCGAAUCACUCUGCUGGACAAGACCACGGAGUUCUUUCAGACCUGCGAUGUAGAGGGCAAAGGCUCCAUUUCCCGCACCGACAUGAGGAGGCUCCACAGGCAGCUGCCUCUGUCUGCGGAGGAGCUGGAGGAUGUGUUUGAUUCCCUGGAUACAGAGCGCACGGGUUACCUCACGCUGGAGGCAUUCUCCUCCGGAUUCAGUCAGUUCCUGCAUGGCCGCAGGAUCUCCGUGGUCGAGGACCAAAAUCAGGCCCUCGGCCCUGCCUUUAGGGCCAAGGAAGCCCUUUAUCAGAGCCAAUGGGAAGCCAAGCUGUCAGGAGUUGAAGACGAGGAGGAGGGGCACUUCUGCAUGCUGCUGGAAAGCCUGGGGGCCAGUAAUGUGUUUGAGGACCCAGGCGAAGUGCGCAGUCUUUGGGCUCAGCUCAGGCGGGAUGAGCCUCACCUCGUGUCCAAUUUCGAGGAGUUCCUGGCCAGGGUCACCCACCAGAUCAAAGACGCCCACAAGGAGAAGAAGGAGAUGGAGAGUGCCCUACAGAGGAAGUCUGCAACACAUGACAGCGAGAUCCGUUAUUUAUAUGAAGAGAUGGAGGCGCAGAUCAAAAACGAGAAAGACAGGCUGAUAGUAAAGGACGCUGAGCGUCUUCAGAUGCGUGGCCACGACCUGGAGCAUCAACUGUUCUCAAAGGAGAAGGAGCUGGAGCAUCUGUUCCAGAAGCAGAAAAGGUUAGAACUCCAGUGCCACGAGCUGAACAGUGAGAAGCAGGAGAGCCACGUGGAGAAUGUCAAGCUGAAGAUGACCAACGACGAUCUGUCCCGCGCGCUGGAGAGCACCAGCCAGGACCUGGGGCUGGCCCAGGAACAGCUGACCAUGCUGCAGGAGCAGGCGGCCCGUCUGCAGCAGGAGAAAGAGAUGGAAAUGUACAGAGUGACUGAGGGACUGCAGAGAGAGAAGCAAAGUCUCAUGAAGCAGCUUGACCUCCUCAGAGAGAUGAACAAGCAUUUAAAAGAUGAACGAGACAUAUGCUGCGGUAUACCCCGGACCUCACUCCGAAAGAAGCAGAAGCAGAGAACGGGUCUCGCCAAUAUAUUUGAUGAUACCAGCCAGCCGGCAAAAAGAGCCCCACUGUUGGUGGAUGGGUCCUACCAGUCUCUGGAGGCCUUGCCUAUAGAGCACCUUCAUAUCGUGUUUGUUGCUUCCUCUUCCUGUAGUGAAGAUGACACCACCAUUUCCGCCCCCUCUUUCUCCACCGCCACCGUUAGUGCCCCCGCAUGUCAACAACGCCCCGCUGCAAAGAAAAACUCUGGCUUAGCCAACGGUUACGCCAAACCCGAUCCACCCAAAGUGCACGAUGUGAGGCCAAAGGCCAAAAAGUCACCCGGAAAGAUGGCCGCCGCCAAGAGGGCGACGGCGAAAGACAGAGACCGAGCGAAGAAAGUGGAACUUAAGAAGAAGACGGGGGCGAAAGAGGAGGUCCUGGACGGCCCUCCAGAUGGGUGGCCCCUCCGUCGGGUCAUCUCCAUUGAGGAGGACCACCUGCCCCACCUGCUCCAUGGAGGCCCUCAACUUUUACUGCACCAGCUCAGUGAGGAGGAAGACGAGGCAUACGAUGACGAGGAAGAGGAUGCUCAGAGUGACUUUGAAACGAGUGUUGUCUUGGCAGUAGACCCCCCCACCCCCCCACCUUCUAGUCACGUCCCUGUGUCGGCAGAAGCUCCUCCAGCAAGGAAAUCCCGCUUAACGCACCCGGAAAAGAAGCCAAUGUCCCCUCGAGGACAGCCUGCCGGGAAGGAGACCAAGACGAAGACGAAAGAAGGAGCGCUGUUUUCCCCAGACCGUCUGUUCAAAGUGGUCCUAGUUGGAAACUCGAAUGUCGGCAAGACAUCCCUGCUGCGCUCCUUCUGUGAGGGCCGUUUCCAUCCUUCCACGACUGCUACUGUGGGUAUUGACUACAGUGUGAAGACGCUCACCCUGGACAAUAUGCAGGUGGCCAUGCAGCUUUGGGACACGGCAGGUCAAGAGAGGUACCGCAGCAUAACCAAGCAGUUCUUUCGCAAGGCCGACGGUGUGGUGGUGAUGUACGACGUCACUGUGGAGGAGAGCUUCAGGGCAGUGCAGCCCUGGCUCAGCAAUGUCCAGGAAGCAGCAGGUGAAGGGGUCCCCAUCCUCCUUCUGGGAAACAAAAUGGACAUGGAUGGAGACAGGAAGGUGUCAUUCAAAGAAGCUAAGCAUCUAGCUUAUGAAAACAAGGUGAUGUUCUUUGAGGUCAGUGCCUACACUGCCAAGAAUGUGACAGAGUCCCUCACACACCUGGCCAGAGUGCUAAUGGAGCAGGAGGACAGGGUGAGAGACGCAACAGUCAUUCUGAGUGCUCAGCCCGUAAAGAAGAAAGCCUGCUGCAAGUGAAGUGUAAACUCAGUUUAAUAAGUUCUAGAUCCCUUUUUGCAGCGUUAUGAGACGACAAUGAAUCCAUUCUUUGACUUUAUCAUCGAAUGUGUCUUUUAACACGCAGUCUUCCUUUUGGCCCACAAAUGCACAACAUGUGGAAGUCCACAGGUUUCAACGUGAAACCUUAUGUCAAGUUUGAACGGUGAGGCUCAGAGAAAGUACAAAAUAAGGUGCCGCCCCAUUCCCCGUACAUAGCGCUGUGUUGCCAAAUCCCAGUAGUGCGGUCUAUGAGACUUAAAAUAGAAAAAUACUCUGUUAUUAUUACUUUCGAUAACCUUCACCGUAGAGAGAAAUCAUAAAUAAACUGUAAUUUUUCCAUAAAUGAAUGCUAGCUUACAAGUCUUAAUUUCUUUGGAUUUGUCUUAUGUAUGUUUGUGUAGUUAUGCUAUAUAUUUAAGCCUAAACUGAACUCAAUUAUUCGGAAUUCAUUAAAUUAGCUGUUUCAAUGAAAAUCAUGAGAGAGAAAUCUGAUUCUUGGACAUUUUAUUCAUCAUCGUUGUUCAUCUUCUUUUUCAUAUUCUUUGUCCAAUCAAAACAAAGUGGUACAAGACAUAUUGCAUCUGUGUUUGUUGCCGUUCUGAGGCGUUCUGUUUUAUUCUGCCACCAAAGUACAUUUUGUUCUGAUUUAUCCUCAA
Cyclopterus lumpus (lumpfish) is the source of this 3636-nucleotide messenger RNA. RefSeq names its product ras and EF-hand domain-containing protein homolog. NCBI's taxonomy places the organism in Eukaryota, Metazoa, Chordata, Actinopteri, Perciformes, Cyclopteridae. The transcript is spliced from 18 exons. Gene Ontology annotation, molecular function: GTPase activity; calcium ion binding; GTP binding. The coding region runs from base 491 to 2959 and encodes 822 amino acids. The record is from RefSeq and is a predicted model, not a curated record.